CUGUGAUCAUGACUAGAUGUGCUACUUGUCUUUAAGCACUGGGAGCAGUUUUUGUUUUCAAUUCAUUGAUUCAAUGUCUUAUUGAACGUGUUCCCCUCUUUAUGAAGUGGGGCGGGCAAUUUUUUGCUUUGAUUUGCUCUAACCUUGUGGCCCUGUGAAAAUUAAAAUAUCUGAUGUUUAUUGUGACUUGUGAGGUGCUUCUGGCCUCGGUGAAAGCUUACGAUAGUUGCACAAUUCGUUGUUGGAUAUAUUGGAUACGGUAUUUUAAUCCCAAACUAAUUAAAUACAACCUAGCCAGACAUCCUGGGCUUGGAACAUUUCAUGGAGGGCCAUUCUUCGUUGAGUUAAGAUAUGUUGGACGCGGUGAGAACCCAUCCCGGUCUCUCCUGCCCUUACAAUCCUGGGCCCCGCCCCCAUAUUGUAAAGCAGGAGGGACUGGGAUGAACUCUCAUCAGGAAAGAAUCAUGAUCCGUUGGACACCUGAUUCAAAAGAGUUAUCAUGUCCAAAUCUCGUUGUGUCAUGUGUAAUUAGAUCAUUGCUGCACCAUAUGUUGAGAGAAGCCAAUAAGCAUGAUAACUAGUUUUAGUAAGUCCAUGCCUUGCUAGCUAAGCUUGGCUUUUGUUCUCCUCCUAUUGUACAACGAUUAAUCACACAUUACUAAACACACAAGUUUAUAAGAAAAUACACGAGACCAGGCUUCUCUUGUCGGAAUGGUAAGCUUACACCAUUGGAAGAUUUUAAUUUAUUGGGAUAUGUUGAUUAAUAUGUUAGGCCUCAAGAGGAUCUCGAGAGGGGGGAGAAUACAAUUGGAACGCAUAACAAGUUUUAAAAAAAUACAUAUAAACAAGUAUGAUAUUUUUAAGUUGUGUUGAAAAAGAAGUAUAUGAAUAUAAAAGAUUUAUAAAUUUAAUGUUUCAAAAUGUCAUGCUCAAUUAUAUAUAUUCUCUUAAAACUCAUUGUACAACUUAGUUGUGCAUCUUGGGGGAAAAAAAAGGGAAAACAAAACUAGGUCACACUAUGAGUUCCAAGAAAACACAUUUAAGCAAUUAUAUUUAGUAGGACUGUGCAAUUUACCCGAUAACCCGUAUAUCCGCCCAUACCCGCCCGACCCGUUAUUAAAUGGGUAAACCCAUACCCAUUAUUUAAGUAAAAUAAACGGGUAUGGGCGGGUAUAUACCCGUAUAUCAGUAAACGGGCGGGUGACGGGUAAGGAUACGGGUGGCCCGUACCCACCCAUUUAUGUUUUUUUAAAAAAAUGCUGGCUGUGGCUGGAGACUGGGUCUGACAAUCUGAGAUGUAUUUGGUUUUGGGCUGGGGAUUGUUUUCAAAUAAAAAAAAGACCCACAAACCAGUUUGGUUUCAAGCUAAAAUCAAAGGCAUGAGCGUGACCGUGAAACACUGAAACUGAAGUACCGAGUCUAAACCCGUGAACCAACUCUGCUUUAUCGUGACCCGUGAAAUCAGAUGCCCGUUCUCUCAGUUGUGUCGGUGUGUGAGAUAGUGAGAGUCUCACUCUCAGUUGUGCCCUAAAUCGGUCCUCUCAGAGUGUGCGACUGCCAACUGCUGAGCUGCGAGGUGUGAGGCUGUGAGUUGCUGAGCUGAUCCUCUCGUCCUCUGGCACUUCGGUUCUCAUCCUCUGGUCUGGUUUUCCAUUUUGCUUCACCAGUAGCGAGUGACGUUUUAAGUUUUCACAGCCUUGUAAGCACCGGAGUAUCGUAAGGCUACAAGGUACAAGCUAUGGAAGGGGACCAUGAACCUAAAACUACCACCACCGUCAUAGCACCCAUUGAGUCUAAACCUAUCCAAGUUGAAGAAGCACCACCCUCCAAACGUAAAAGGAGCACAACAUCUGAAAUGUGGAAUCAUUUUGAGAAGUUUAUAAACAAAAAAGGUGAGCAUCGGGCUAAAUGCAACUAUUAUGGAAAGGAUUUUGCUGGCCAUUCUUCUAAACUGGGACUAAGAACCUUUGGCAGCAUUUUGAUUCUUGCUCAAAGAAUCCAAACAAAGCUAAGGCAGGACAAUCCUUACUCUCUGCUUCCUUUGGUAAAUCAAUGACUUAUCAUUCGUAUAAUGCAGAAAGGUGUAAAAAAGCAGUUGCUGAAACAAGGUUUUAAAAAAAUGUUGGAAGUGCUUGAACCGAGAUUUACAUGCCCCUCUCGCACCACUAUGGCUAAGUUGUGCUACAAGAUAUAUUUAGAAGAAGCAAAACGUUUGAAAAAGUAUUUUAAGAAAUCUAAAGUUCGUGUGUCCCUCACCACAGAUUGUUGAACUUCAAUUCAAAAUUUCAACUACAUGUGUUUGACAGCUCAUUGGAUUGAUGAGGAAUGGACAUUACAGAAAUGAAUUUUGAAUUUUUGUGUGGUGGAAAACCAUAAAGGGGAUACCAUUGACAAUGAAAUUGAGGGAUGCUUAUUCUAUUGGGGUAUUAAGAAAGUAUUUACAAUUACAGUUGAUAAUGCUUCUUCUAAUGAUUCUGCUAUUAUGUUUUUAAAAAAGCGUUUGAAGGAUUUGGGAGGUCUAGUUUGUGAUGGAGAAUUCUUGCAAAUGCGGUGUGCUGCUUAUAUUUUGAAUUUAAUUGUUUCAAAAGGCCUUAAAGAUAUGAAUCAAUCUAUUGAACUUAUUCGGCAUACAAUCAAGUUUGUUAGAUCUUCUCUUGGUAGGCUUAAAAAAUUUAAGGAGCUUGUUGAAAAAUUGAGAAUUGAUUCAAAGAGUCUUCUUAGCAUGGAUUGUCCCACCAGGUGGAAUUCAACAUACAUCAUGUUGCAGAAUGCCGUUAAGUUCACUAAGGUCUUUGAUAGAAUGGAGGAUGAGGAUCAAGAUUACAAGAACUACUUCAAAAAGAAAGUUAAACUGUCUUCUAGCUCAAGCUAUGUUGAUAGGAUGGAAGAGGAGGAUGAAGAUGAACUUGGUGAUCAUGAUGGUGAUGAAGAGGAAGAGUCAAUAGCUUAAUAUUCUGCCAUAUCAAGUGACUCCGAAGAAGAUAAAUAAGGAUCGAUGAGACUAAAUGAGUUUUCACUUUAAAAAUUAAAAUGAUUGAUCCUUGUUUAUUUAGUAUUUGUUGUUAAAAUAUUUGUCCUUAUAUUAUUCAUAGAUUUAAACUUUUAGAAUGAUGCUACUUAAGUACUUAUGUCAAGUUAUAGUGGGAUGAAAAUCAUAUGUUUUGAUUCUUUUUUUUUUUAAAGAAAAUGAGUGUUGUGGGUAAACGGGUGGCCCAGACUCGCCCAGACCCGUUUACACUCAUUUAAAAACUGGUGCAAACGGGUAUAAAUGAGUACGGGCGGGUAGCCACCCAUUUACCCAUAAAUGGGCGGGUAACGGGUAAGACCACGGAUGACCCAUACCCGCCCAUUUACACUCCUAAUAUUAUUUAGGAAUGUUGACUUAUGUAACAUCUAUUUUGUACCGUGCUUAGUUACUACAAUGUCUCGAUUUAAGCAGUGUCAUUAUAGCAAUCUACAUUUUCUCAAGCUUUGAUCAUGUAGAAUUCAAAUAAGAUAUAUAU
Molecule: messenger RNA, 3503 nt
Organism: Prosopis cineraria
Lineage: Eukaryota; Viridiplantae; Streptophyta; Magnoliopsida; Fabales; Fabaceae
Product: zinc finger BED domain-containing protein RICESLEEPER 2-like
Exons: 4
Coding region: 2483-2950 (155 amino acids)
Source: RefSeq, a predicted model, not a curated record